GUUCCCCGGUGCGCCCGCAGCCGGGCCGGAACGAUGAAGCCCCCGGGGCCGGAGAGCCGCUCCGGGCGGCCGCGAGAGGCCGCUGCCCGCGUGGCCACCAGGGGGCGCCGCAGCCCAGCCGCUCUGCAAGGAGCCCGGGGUCCCAUCCACGGGGACCGGAGACGCAGGCUCCCGUCCGGCGGCAGCAUUUACCAGCAGCUGUGGUCACGCCGUGUGGGAAGCGAUUACCGGGACUACUCUUGUCAUUUCCCUUAUUUGUCCCCCAGUGGAGGUUCAAGGAGCCCCGCGGCCGCAUGUGCGGCCUGGCAGACGCGCGCCGGGCGCCCGGACCUCAGGCCGAGACGCAGCGCCCCCGCCCGCCCGCGGGCCCCGGCAAGGCCCCCUCGGCCCGCCCCGCGCCCCCCACGUCCCCGGUACACCCGGCUGCCCCGCGCGCGAUGCCGGGCAGGGUCCGCCCCGGGAGGCUCGCCCACAGCUCCGCUUACCUGCAGUCUGCACGUAGAAGGUACUACGCACGCUGAAGAGGUGAGCCGGUGGGAGGAGCAGCACGUGAGGAGCCGAAGGCAGGCCUCGUACCACGUCCCUGGCAGUGGACACCUCGUCUACUGACACUCGGCCUCUCCUGCCUCCGCUGAUGUCCUCUUGUCUUGGCUCA
This is a messenger RNA of Manis javanica (Malayan pangolin), 655 nucleotides long. The record is from RefSeq and is a predicted model, not a curated record. NCBI's taxonomy places the organism in Eukaryota, Metazoa, Chordata, Mammalia, Pholidota, Manidae.